This is a messenger RNA of Plasmodium coatneyi, 3438 nucleotides long. RefSeq lists its product as uncharacterized. NCBI's taxonomy places the organism in Eukaryota, Apicomplexa, Aconoidasida, Haemosporida, Plasmodiidae. The coding region runs from base 1 to 3438 and encodes 1145 amino acids. The transcript has 2 exons. The record is from RefSeq and is a predicted model, not a curated record.
AUGCACCUGAUCAUGCCCGCGUCACCUCCCCAAAUACGAACAAUGAGAGUCAUGCAUCACAGCCGCCUACAUGGAGAGCCCAAAAGGGACUCCUCCAACCUGUCUUUAGUGAGGCUAAUCGACCAGUGGAGUUGCAUCGAAGCAAAGUCCUAUCCGAUAAAAGAUGGAAACACAUUAAGACGAAUCCGGUACGAAAUUAAGAGAUUCAUUUAUGCAAAUAUUUUGCACAAGACGAAAGUGAACUUCCUGUUGUUCCGCACCUUUUACAGUUACCGGUACAAGUAUGAGGUGCUUUACGUGGGGAAUCAGUACGCCUUCGAUAUGUAUGCAGGUGGCGGUAGAAACUUGUACGAUGUGCUCAGGCGCCACUACGCGGAGGGUGAAACGUCUGUGGGUAGGGUGGGUGUGACAUACGAUAUGAGCGAUGCAUGUAACACUGACGAGCAGGAAAUGGGUGACAGUUCAGCCUAUGCUUGCUCCAACGAUAUUUCGAUAGGGGGUGACGCAUCCGACCACGGGGAGGACUCCUUCCUCCUGGGGGGCGCACUUGGGAAGGACACACUCUCCCCGCAGGUAUACACGUCGAUGGUUGCCUGCUGUCUGGUCCUGCUGGAAAGGAAGUGCUACCUAGACUUUAUCUGCCUGUACCUUUACAUGAAGGCCUACUUUUCGUUGGACAGCGUGCCUAUGAAAAACGGGACAGUCUUAAAGCUCACCUGCCACGAGAGCUUCCUCAACCUGUUGUUGUUACUGUCCGAUUUAACAACGUCGAGCAGUACCAACGGGGGAGACAAACAAUAUUCAACAGACAAGUCAUAUGAGCAUACACGUGUGGAGAGAAAGGACCUGUACAGUUUAAAUACCUUUGAUGGGGACCUACGAAUUAGCAAUUUGUCUAAAUUUUCCUACAACGUUCUUUUCCUCCUACGGGUGAAAAUAAACUUCCAUGAGUUGAACUACGACUUGAGUACAGACGUGUAUGACUCUCUGUGUAACUUCGUUACGUCUUUUAGGGAUGCAUUCACGAGGAGGUUCGUGGCCAAGCUGAACGAGCUGGAUGGGCUGACGUUGAAGUGUGGGCAUCACAUUUGGGGGAGCGCCCAAGGGGGUGGUGGUAGCCACAACGGUAGGGAUAACAAUGUAGGGACUGUUUUCCACAUGGGGAGUCUCAUACCCAUUGAGCGAGGUUCUAAUGGGGAAUUCCCCACGUGGAACACGCCCUGCCUAGCAAGCGGAAACUACUCUACGCUGCUUCUUCCAAACGUGAGUGACAUAUCGAUGCAUCAGAACGGAGGCAUCUUCACGGACUUCACCGGUGGUUAUGGAACAUCGGGGGGGGAAUACACGCUAGACAGUUUGUCUGUGCCACAGAUGAGCACUAGGGAGGCCUCUUAUUACAACUUUAGCCUUUUUAACGAUGGAGAGAUGACCAACACCGGGGAGAACAUUUGGGGGGAGGUACAUUGCGGUGUUCCUAUUAUGAAUAGCAGCCACGAAGAGUGUUCCCCUCCGCCGUUGCCCCCGGGGGGGAAGAACGCGUGGCAUGCUCUCACCCUGGGGGAAGCAGACAUCUACCAGGAGGAACAGCUAAGCAAGAUCGAAGGAGAAACCAUCACCCCGUACAAAUAUAUAACGAGGAACUACACACAGAAUAUGAAAAAGGAUAGGGGAAAGUAUUUUUUAACCAAUGUAAAAACGAGAUGUGUAGGGGGAAGGGAACAUUACCUUCCCGACGGAGAAACCACCCACGCAGAGCAACCCUACCUGUGGCACAAGUCGUAUGCAAAUGACACAUGCUCCCUCAACGCAAUAGAAAAAAAUAAAAAAAAAAAUAAAAAGGACAAAACACACUUUUUAAGCAUCAUUAACAGUAUUUAUGUUACGCUCCACAAGAAUGUCAUUUGCAGCUUAAACAGUAGGAUAGAGGAGUACCGUUUUUUUUCUCUAAAACGUUUUUUUCAUUUUCUACGUAUAAAUGAGCCUUGGCGUGGGGGGAAGGAAGAGCUGUUAAGCACAUGCAAGCAUGAUAUUAUGGCGUGUCUACUUGGACAUGAGAGCGAAAUGUUUCCCAGUCGACAUAGCUAUGUGAGUAGAGCGCAAAGGGGGAAGCAAAAAUGGAAAGACGCCCCUCACGUGAAGAAGAAAGGCUUAAACAGGUUCAGAAGGGGAAACAUCUACAUCAGUAAGAACUUCGUAUGUGUUAAUGAUGGUAUUGCCUUUUGGCUGGACAAGAAAAAGGAGAAAAUUUUCCGCCUUCGCUUUGUGCCCUUCCGAAAUAUGUUUUCGUCCCCCUUUUACCAGAGAUACUUUCACCUCUUCCUGUUUUUCGCGAGGGUCGGCACGCUGGUGCGGUACGUGCAGGCGUUCGUGAGUGUCUUUUCUGGGUUGCUUUUCCGAGAGGGGCUCGACGGUGACAACGGUGGUGACAGUAUCAGUGGUGAUAGUUCAGGUGUUGCUCCCUGCCGGCAUGGAACAACUUCGAGAGACCCACACCGAAGAAGGAAGGAAGAGCGAAGCCGACCAUGUUAUAACGAGGAAGACAUAAUCCCCAUGGGAGAAAUAUUCACCACGUUUAUUAACUCAGUGGCCAAGUACCUACACCGAUAUUCAGAACAAACAAGGAGGGUCAUUCUGCAGGGAAAUGCUAACACCCCCAUGGAUAUAUACAACAAAGUUAAGAGGCACACGGAGUGCAUCGAACUUCUGGCAUUCCUCUGUUCUAGUUAUACUAACGAAAAGGAGGAAGUCUUUCGAAAAAAAUAUUUCGUCUUUUAUAACAUCCCCCCGAUUGAUGCGCUACCACCCGAUGGGACAAGCAAUACGAAUCUGAAGCAAGUGACGGAGUACAAUUCCCUCCUUAACGUUAUUUAUGGGUUGUCCCACAAACCUCGGGGGGAGGGAACAGACAAUCGGGGUGAUUGUAAAAUGCAUGGUAACUGUGAGAAUCGAAUGGUUUAUGGUAACCGUGUUGAUUUGUUCAUUUUCCCCAGGGGCAGCGAACUGCUGAGUUACGUCUACAGGUACUACUACCUCUUCCUCAGUAAUAGGAGGAAACACCUAGCGAAAAUGUGCAAGUAUCUUUUCCUGCGCAUAGUAAAACCGUUGUUGCACUUCCUCUACGCAUAUGUUUUCCUGGGGGUCAACAGGGACUUCCACUACGAGUAUAUAAUUAGCAAGCAUGCGGUAAGGCAGUUCUUUUUCGUCCUGCAUAAGGGAGUCAGAUACUACGACCGGGGGAGCCUCCUCUCCGAUUCGUGUCUUUCACUUCCCAUUUUUUUAAAGUACGCCAUAGGGGUUGUUUACAGAGCAGGUGAGUUGUCCAGAAUUUUAAGGUCAAUCAGCGAAGAAGACUUCCAGCUAGCCAUUCCCAAAAUCUCAAGUAGUAAAAACCAGCUAGCCAAAAAAAAAAAAAAAAAAAAAAAAAAUUACCCAAAGUGA